Messenger RNA from Leptosia nina, 1767 nucleotides. The record is from the annotation of a GenBank genome assembly. NCBI's taxonomy places the organism in Eukaryota, Metazoa, Arthropoda, Insecta, Lepidoptera, Pieridae.
AUGGAUCAAGAUAAACCUGAAAGUUCUAUAAACCACGGAAAGAGAUCGCGACCUUUGUUACUUCAACCUCAUGCAAAGGUUCCACGAUUGUCAGCGUACGCUAACUCUACGUCUAGUUCUGUGUUAAAAAAUUCAAAGAAGCUGUCAGUUCAUUGUAAGAAACCAAAAGUAUUGUAUAAUAAGAACGAUGUACCUGCGCCAGGUACCCCCGUCUCUGAGAAAGUUGUUCGAAAAGCUGGACCUUAUUUACUGGGUCCCAAAUUAGGUCCCAGUCCUGUUAAGAGUAUAGUGCAAUGUUUGGCUCGUAAGGAGAAAACAGAUGAUUUCUAUCAAGUUAAAAUACUGACGUUAAAACCAGAAGGGCAGGUUGAAACGCAAGACGAUAGGCAGGGAAAAAUGCUUUUACACACAGAAUAUUCAUUGUUAUCCUUGUUAGAAGAUCAGGAUGGGGUUGUGCACCAUCAUGGCCUCUUUAAGGACAAUGCAUUAGAAGAAGCACCAAACCCUAAUGGUCCAGGAUUUAUUUACACAGGCAGAGUACGACAAAGACUAUUCUUAGUGUUAGAUUGUGUUAGUGCACACCAAUUUAGUGAAAAAGGCAGCGAGUUAAUUAAUCUACAACAAUAUGUAACUAAAGUGAAGAAAGUACCUGAAAAAGAGGCCAUUUUGAUAUUUUACGAUAUUGUGAGAGUAGUUGCUAAUUUACAUAAGAGAAAUAUAGUACACAGGGAUCUAAAGUUAGGUAACAUAGUAUUAAACCAAAGGACAGGACGAGUUGUUUUGACAAAUUUUUGUUUAGGAACCCACCUCGGCAGUGAUAGAGACUUAUUGAAAGAUCAGAGAGGAUCUCCAGCUUACAUAUCACCAGAUGUUUUAAUGUGCAAGCCCUACUUGGGCAAACCGUCUGAUAUGUGGGCAUUGGGUGUUGUCCUGUAUACAAUGUUAUAUGGACAAUUUCCCUUCUGUGACACAAGUCUUGCUCAACUCUUCAGUAGAAUACAGGCUGCUAAUUAUAAUAUACCACCGGAUGGCAACCCAGUCCACGUGUCUGAUAACACAGUAUUCCUUAUUCAGAGGCUGUUAGUAAAGGAUCCUAAACAUAGACUAGUAGCUGACCAGGUGUUAGACCAACUGUCUAGUAUAAUAGCAAGUUAUGUUGUGGUGCCAAGUGUUCCCGAAGAAUUGCAAGUAGUGCCCGACGUUCCUUUGGAUGUAGAAGAGAAAAAACCAGUGGAGAAAUCUAAUGAGCUGGAGAGAAAACCGCUUUUCUCUGAAACGGAGCGAACGCCUAACUCUAACGACGAGUUAGGCGUGUAUUGCGUUCCGCUUCCGGAUUUUCUCGCACUCAACUUUCCCUCCCCCACCCGCGUGCAGCAGAACAGUAUUCUCGUCCAUCCGACCACGGACAGCCCGUCAACCAAACAGAUCUCCAUACAGCGAAUAGGGAGGGACGCCCGUCCAUUACUCCCCUGCGAAAUAUCCAGGUAUCAGCACCUGUUCUCCCGGAAUCCGGAGAGUUCAAGAAUCCGAAAUCUCGCGCAGCGUAUACCUCGGCUGAACUCCGUACCAUCGACGUCGAACUCGGAGUUCCGGGCCAUACCAUGGUCAGAGCGCCGGAUGGACAGGCUAGACCAGGAUUAUGUACUGCGUUUCCCGGAUGUCAGCAGACGGAUUAUGAACCCGCCGCCGGUGCACUCGGUUAACCCGGAGGCGGUUGUCAAUAACCCGCGGCCACCAGUCGAGGGUAAUGAUCUCGAAUACAACUAG